CCCAACCUCUCCCCCUAAAAGCCCUAGCACACCUAAACUCACCGCUCCUCCUACGCGCUCCAGCCCGCCCAAGCUGCCGAGCCCGCCUAGUGGCGCGAGCAGCAGCACUAAAGAGCGCCAGCAGCAACGCCGCUCCCGCUUUGACCGUGACGCUCUUUAGGAACUGGUUUGACUCGAGGCGACUCCGGCAACCCCCAAUGCGCGGCCGCCACGUGUCACCUCGCGAACAACCUGAUCUCUAACUGGCGAGCCCUAUGCAUCCAGGCGCUGUUCGCGGCGAACGUCCGGGCUUGGGAAUUGGCGCGGUCUUUAACUCGCAGGGGAGCGGCGCGGUUUUCACUCCGCCGUAUUCUGUCACGCUCGCGGGCUCCCGAUUCGACUCUAAGGAAAUUCCUUCAACAGUCCGCGGGCCCGCGGGUCAUGGCGCGCCCGCCCAUGCAGCCGCCCGCGCUUUCUCCGCCUCCGCUCUCCAAAUCUCCCCCUCCUUCAAAGCCAUCUCCCUCUCCCCCCCCCGCGCCCUUAUCCAAUAUCAGCAUAAAUACCCCGCCUUCCCCGCGCACUCCCCCUCGGUCCCCGCCGGCGUCAUCCCCGCCGGCUGCAAAUUCUCCCCCCAUCCCCGGCGUUCCCCCGCCCGGGACAUCCCGGACGCGCAGUGCGCGUUCGAUUCGGAUGCGCCGCUGCACGAAUGCGCUCUAGGGUUUGCGCGGGGGGUACUGGGGGGAUACGGGCGCAGCGAGUAUGUGGUUACCAACGCCAGCGAUAGCAUCAUCUCGCCUGCGGAGGGUUCGCUAAGAUGGGGUUUGCAGCAGUACAGGGACGGAGUGUACAUUCGGUUUGAAUCGUCUAUGACAAUUCAUCUCAAAGGAAGACUGCUCCUAUCGUCGUACACAACGAUUGAUGGGCGAGGGGGGCAGGUUCAAAUCAGGGGAGAAACGAUUGUGGUGCAAUCUGCGGAGCAUGUGAUUAUACACAAUAUUGAAGUGGGCGAGGUGGAUGUAGCCCCCUACGGCACGCUGGACGGCAUUGCCAUCAGAGCCAGCAGCAUGGUGUGGGUGGACCACUGCCUCGUGCACAAUGCCCCGCUGGGCACCGUCGACCUGCUCGCCUCCUCCGACGCCGUCACCGUCUCGCACUGCCACCUCUCCAAACUACCUCCUCCCCCCUCGCCUCCGCCAACGCCACGUCAGCACCACCCCCCGCUGACCCGACGCCCCGCGGGCACUGGUGGUCAAGAGCCUGACACUGCGCGUGUCACCUACUUCGGUAAUUUCUUUGAGGGGCCAUCGGCUCCUGUGCUGCACUGGCCAGGCGUCGCUUGUGCCACCUGGUGAACAAUCUCUUUGCCAACUGGACUGAC
Messenger RNA from Closterium sp. NIES-67, 1357 nucleotides. Lineage: Eukaryota; Viridiplantae; Streptophyta; Zygnematophyceae; Desmidiales; Closteriaceae. The record is from the annotation of a GenBank genome assembly.